AUGGUGACAAGUGCCAACCUGUCCUCUUACUUUUUUUAUUUUUCAUAUGUGGAGCAAAACCAAAAGCAGACCUGUCUCAGAGCCGCGAAGGAUGAGGAGCUCCAAGUCCUGGGAUUUGGCAGGGAAGGUUUCUGCUAUGGCUAUACUGCGCUCAUCAACGUAUUGCCGAAAAUUGAAGACAGCGAAUGCAUAGGAAAAACAUUGAAGUUCUGCUUAUCCAAAUUCAUUCAAAAGAAAGAUGAGGAAUUGAAGAGGACCCUAUACAGCUCAUUUGCAGUAGAGCUGGAAGCAUUUACACGAGAUGAAGAUGUAAUUAGAAGCCUCAGAUUACCCUCUGGAGAUGCGAUGGUCACUUUUGCUGACGAAACGGCAUGGAACGACUGAAAAAAACAGAGGAAGACUAACGAUGAGGCACGAGGGAAAGAAGCUCACUGUACCAAUUGGACCAGUUUGUGAAGGAGGACAGGUAAACUACCUUAG
Molecule: messenger RNA, 480 nt
Organism: Blepharisma stoltei
Lineage: Eukaryota; Ciliophora; Heterotrichea; Heterotrichida; Blepharismidae
Source: the annotation of a GenBank genome assembly